This is a messenger RNA of Chrysochloris asiatica (Cape golden mole), 7917 nucleotides long. It is a transcript of the gene SETX, whose product is annotated as senataxin. Gene Ontology annotation, cellular component: nuclear body. The transcript is spliced from 23 exons. NCBI's taxonomy places the organism in Eukaryota, Metazoa, Chordata, Mammalia, Afrosoricida, Chrysochloridae. The coding region runs from base 1 to 7917 and encodes 2638 amino acids. Gene Ontology annotation, molecular function: helicase activity; transcription termination site sequence-specific DNA binding. Gene Ontology annotation, biological process: termination of RNA polymerase II transcription. The record is from RefSeq and is a predicted model, not a curated record.
AUGAGCACAUGUUGUUGGUGUACACCAGGUGGUGGUUCUACUUUAGACUUCCUAAAGCGCUAUGCAUCCGGGAACCAUACCAGGGAAUUUCAAACAGCUGAUGAAGACCUCUGCUACUGCUUGGAGUGUGUGGCGGAGUACCACAAAGCACGAGAGGAAUUGCCAUUCUUACAUGAGGUUUUAUGGGAAUUAGAAACCUUACGUCUCAUAAAUCACUUUCAAAAGUCUAUGAAAGCAGAAAUUGGAGAUGAUGAUGAUGAUGAUGAUGAUGAUGAAUUAUAUAUAGUAGACAACGAUGGAGAAACACAUUUGUUUGACUUUACUGGACAAGACUUUGAAAAUAAGCUUCGAGUUCCCCUUCUUGAAAUACUGAAAUAUCCCUACUUACUGCUACAUGAGCGUGUUAAUGAAUUAUGUGUUGAUGCACUUUGUCGGAUGGAACAAGCCAAUUGCUCCUUUCAAGUUUUUGACAAACAUCCCGGAAUCUAUUUGUUUCUGGUCCAUCCCAAUGAAAUGGUUCGGCGUUGGGCUAUUCUGACUGCAAGAAACUUGGGAAAAGUGGACAGAGAUGAUUAUUAUGACUUACAGGAGGUUUUAACAUGCCUUUUUAAAGUCAUUGAGUUGGGGCUUUUAGAAAGUCCAGAAAUUUAUACUACUUCUAUCCUAGAGAAAGGUAAAUUGAUUCUUCUACCGUCGCACAUGUAUGAUGCUGCUAACUACAAAAACUAUUGGCUAGGUAUUUGCAUGCUGCUGACCAUUCUUGAAGAACAAGCCAUGGAUUCUCUAUUGUUGGGCUCAGACAAGCAAAAUGAUUUUAUGCAAUCAAUACUUCACACCAUGGAGAGGCAGUCAGAUGAUGAUAGUGUGGACCCUUUUUGGCCAGCAUUACACUGUUUCAUGGUGAUUUUGGAUCGUCUUGGAUCAAAGGUCUGGGGUCAACUUAUUGAUCCUAUUGAGGCAUUUCAGACUAUUAUCAACAAUGUGAGCUACAACAGAGAGAUCCAGAAUAUACGAAACAGCUCUGUAAGGACCAAGGUAGAACCAGAGCCAUUUUUGGAUGAUAUGGUGACUUGCAGCCAGAUUGUGUACAAUUAUAAUCCUGAGAAGACAAAGAAGGAUGCAGGAUGGCGAUCAGCUAUUUGCCCAGAUUAUUGUCCUAACAUGUAUGAAGAAAUGGAAACAUUAGCCAGUGUCCUUCAGUCAGAUAUUGGUCAAGACAUGCGUGUUCAUAACAGCACAUUUCUGUGGUUCAUUCCUUUUGUACAGUCCCUCAUGGACCUUAAGGAUUUGGGUGUGGCUUAUAUAGUAGAGGUUAUUCAUCAUCUGCAUUCCGAAGUCAAAGAUGUUCUCAACCAAAGAAAUGCCGUAUGUGACAAAGUCACUGAAUUUUUUCUUCUAAUUUUGGUGUCAGUGAUUGAACUGCAUAGAAAUAGAAAAUGUUUGCAUUUGCUGUGGGUUAGUUCCCAGCAGUGGGUGGAAGCCGUUGUAAAGUGUGCGAAGCUGCCUACUGCUGCAUUUUCACGAAGUUCUGAGAAAUCAUCUGGAAAUUGUGCCAAAGGAACAGCAGUAAUAACAUCUUUGUCUCUGCAUUCAGUGCCAUCUAACUCUGUACAGCUUGCUUGUGUACAGCUGAUUAGAAGUCUCCUUAAAGAAGGUUAUCAGCUUGGGCAACAAACUCUUUGUAAGCGAUUCUGGGAUAAGCUCAACUUAUUUCUGCGAGGAAAUUUAUCUCUAGGUUGGCAAUUGACUAUUCAGGAGACCCAUGAAUUACAAACUUGUCUAAAGCAAAUUAUUAGAAACAUAAAAGUCAAAGUACCUCAGAGUAAUACUUCUGUAGAUCUGACUCUUGCAUGUGAAACUCCUCCUGCAUCUUAUAAUAAAGAAGAAAGUGAACAAAUAGGUAAGAAGAUUAAAAAAGACAACAUGCAUUAUCUGGAAAAUUCUAGCCCAACAUUUUCUAAAGAACCAAUGAAAGCUGACACACAUCAAGUGCAAGAGAAUGUAUUGAUCAAAGCGAGUAACACUGUGGCAGAGGACUAUGAGCAGAAUUAUAUAAAGGAUUCAAUACUAGAAGACCAUCUCUCAGCUGAAUCAUGCUUAAAACACAGUAAAAACCUUAUUACUGAAAGAGCUCAAGAUCAAAUUACAAUACAUACAGGAAAGCAGAAGUCUGUAAAAGAGAACCCUGCAUGUACAUCACAGAAUUGUACUUCAAAAAGUGAUCCAGAACGGAGAUGUGACAGAGGUGGAGUAAUAAAAUCAACACGUAUGUUGACUGAUCCUAGCUUUGAUUCCCUGGAAAAAACAUCAAAUGAACCAAAAGCUAGGGCUCAAAAAGAUGAAAUCUGUGCUAAGUUACCACAUGUAAUAAAGAAGCAGUGCCGGAAAAGUACUCUGGUCAAUAAUGUAAUUAAGUUAGAAGAAAACCUGAUCGUAUCUAAUUUUGAACGUUCCUAUUCAAGGAAAGAUACUGGAGGUCAGAAAAGAGAUGGCAUCACACACAAUCUAUGUUUAGAUCCUCAUGAUAUUCUUGAAGAUAAAAGUGGGGGUCAAAAAUCUCAAAAUAAUUUAUUGCUGAAAAAUAAACAGUUAAAGAAUGAAAAAUUAGAUAUUUUUUCUUCCCAUGAUAACGACUGUCAGAUACAGAUAAGUCAUGUUGGUAAAGAUUUGAUCUCAUUUACUGAAGCAACCAAUACUUUAGUGAAAAAAACAUGUUCCUUUAAAGACACUGUGACUAUACUUGAUUCAAAGGAUAAGGAAAUGAGUAAGAGUACUGAUCAGUUACCUGACUUGGUAAGAGAACAGGCCUCUGGCAUCAUUCCUAAGUCUGAAACCUUAACAGAUUCUCAGAUAGACAGAGACCUUCUCAAAUUGUCUUUCAUAGCUCAAGCCAGUGUUAUAAAGUUUCCAUCUGAUUCAACUCCAAAAAAAGGCUCAUCUCAGCUUCAAAGAAAAGUAAAAGAUGAUAGCUGUUUCACAGCUUACCAAAAAAAUGCAUCUACUCUUGUCAAGGAGUCUUGCUGUGGACAGAUUAUUGUUAUUUCAGAUUCUGAUGAUGAUGAUGAUGGUAGUGGUGAUCAAAAAAUUCUAGGUUUUGAGAAGUACAUUAAAAAAGACAAAAUACGUAUUGAGAAACAAUAUCCAGAGCAGCAUGCUUUGGUAGCUACUACUCCUGUGGAAAAGCUACUAAUAAAGGAAGAAGAAACACAAUUUGAGGAGUCUGAGUCUCAGAUUUUUGAAUUUGAAAGUCAACAUGAGAUUUUUUCAGUUUGGCAAGAUCAUAAACCAGAUCACAAGAAUUCAGUUCAAGAGGAUGAAAAAAAAUCACCUUUGACUCAUUUAGGUGAUACCACAAAUGAUUGGGGUUAUGAUCCUGAUUAUGUACCUGAAGAGGUUACUAAAGAAAUAGAGAGUUUUGAAGAAUACACCAAACCACAGAGUAAUAGUAUUUCUGUUGAAGAAUUUUGUAAAAUUGAAGUAAAAUCUAAAAGAAAACGAUUUGAAAAACCUGUGGCGGAAGAUACCCUAAGAUCUUUAUCUUCUGUCAGAAAUGACCAGUUUGAUAUUCUUAAUGAGAGAGAUAUUACUGAGACUGAUUUUAAAGGUACAGAUAAAAGGAAUACAACACCCAAUUCAAAUAUGCAGAAAGCUACUGUGGUUACACUGAAGAAGUCUUCUCCAAAGCAUCGUUCUUGCUCAAAACCCAUUAAAAAAGUCCCAGUUUCUAAAACUACUAAGAAAACACAUUCAGAUACCAGAAAAGGGCCAAGUAAAAGUUCAAAUUACCUAAGUUGUAGGACAACCCCUGCUGUAGUUCCACCAAAGAAAUCUCGCCAGUGUCCUGAACCAACGUCAACAGUUGAAAAACUUGGUCUGAAAAAGGCUCCACGUAAGGCAUUUGAGUUGUCCCAGCGUUCUUUAGACAGUUUACAUCGGUUACGUGACCAUGGCAAAACAGUUGGAGAAGUUGAUACUCGCAAAAAGACUAAAUUAAUUUCUCCUCAAACUCUAUCUGUCAAAAAUAAUAAGAAACUGUUUACAAGUCAAGAUCUUCAGUUGAGAAGGCAGCUGAGACCCAGAUCACAUCGAAGUAAGCAAGGACUUGAUUGUAAAAGUACAGAUACCAUAAGGGCAGGGUCACAUGCAGCAUCAAAUUCUGUCACAUUUGUGCCAGAAUCUGUUCAGUUAGAUCAUAAAGGAGUAACUAAGGUAAUUGUUAACAAUAAUAAAAAGCAAUUAAUAAAAUGCAAUUUUUCUGAAACAGAAACCAUAACAAAAUAUGUAUCUCAGGUGGUUGAUGAUACCAGUCUUUUGAACCAGUGUGACUCUGUGUUAAAUGGAAGAAUACCAACAAAUGAAAUAAUUGUCUCUACUUCAGGGGGCUCAUCUUCAGGUGGAAGUGAUCUCACAGUACAUCAGUCUGCAGUGGUAGCUUUGAAAGAAAGAGUGUCUGAAUCGAACAGUGAUAUGGAAGAAGAUAAUUUAUUUUUAACUCAAAAUGAUCCUGAAGAUAUGGACAUGUGCUCACAAAUGGAAACUCCUGCAGUUUUAGAAGUAUUUUAUGGAAAAGAUGCAGUUCAGGUAGAAGACACUGUAGGUCUGCUACAGUUAGAAUCUUUGAGUACCAAAAAGUGUAAGCACAAAGAUUGUGUUGAAACCACAAAAAACCAGAGUGAUUAUUGCUCAAGACACUCUGAAGCUAAAGCAACAGAUGAAGAUGUGUUUCGUAAACCAGCCUUGCCUCUCUCAUCUAAACCUUUAAGGCCUACCACUAUUAAAAUUUUUAGCUCAAGUACUACUUCACGAAAUGCUAAUUUUUCCAAGUCUUUGGAAAAUGCUUCAGUACUACCACUAAAAAAUAAAUCAAAUGGGAUACAAUCUGUUGGGAAAGUACCACAGCCAGCCUCUCUUAUGUUUCAGAAGCCAGUGGGUGAAGGAAAGAAUUUUUGCAAUGUUCUUGUUUCUCAGACUUCAAAUAAUUCCAGCAGGCAAGGUCACAAACAUUCAUUUGGCGAAAGCAAAUUUUUCCCCACUUCCUCUCCAGUGAGCAUUCUCUCGUCAUCACAGUCCAUCUGUGAUACCUUUGUUAUGGAGGUCUUAAAAUGGAAAUAUGAAAUGUUUGUGAACUUUAAUCAGUGUGGACCCCCAGCAAGUCUUUCUCAGUCUAUCUCAAGAUCUGUGCCUGUCAGGUUUCAAGAUUGUGGAGAUUAUUUUAAUGUUUUUCUUCCAUUGAUGAUACUGAAUACUUUCGAAACAGUGGCACAGGAAUGGAUCAGCUCUCCUGUAAAAGAGGUUUACCAUCAGUUGCUUUUACGGAAAUUUCCUGCUGAUUAUAAAAAAUUCUGGGAAUUUGUGGUUUAUCUUGAGGAAAGUGAUCUGGUGAAACAGUAUCAUCCAAAAGAAAAUGAUUUGGUAUUUUUGGUUCCUGAAAGACUGAAUGGAGAGAAUGAUACAGAAAGAAAUCUCAUGCAGGAUCCCUACAAAUACUAUUGUGGUUAUGUUUACAAAUUUCGCCGCACUUCAGUCAUGCGUAAUGGGAAAGCUGAGUGUUCCCUUUCCAUUCAGACCCAAGACAAUUUUCCAGUUAAUUUAAAUGAACUUGUGAAAUGUAUUGUAAUCAGUUCUUUGGUAACUACACAAAGGAAGUUGAAAGCCAUGUCUUUGUUGAGUGGUCGGAACCAACUGGCCAGAGUUGUUCUGAAUCCAAAUCCCAUGGACUUCUGCACAAAAGAUUUACUAACUACAACGUCUGAUAGAAUUAUUACUUACUUAAGAGAUUUCAAUGAAGACCAAAAGAAAGCAAUAGAAACUGCUUAUGCUAUGGUGAAACACUCACCAUCAGUUGCCAAAAUCUGUCUUAUUCAUGGACCACCCGGAACAGGAAAGUCAAAAACUAUUGUUGGCCUCCUAUACCGCCUACUGACAGAGAACCACAGGAAGGGACAUACAGAUGAAAACUCUAAUGCCAAAAUCAAACAAAACCGUGUUCUUGUGUGUGCGCCUUCCAAUGCAGCUGUGGAUGAACUUAUGAAAAAAAUUAUCCUCGAAUUCAAAGAAAAAUGUAAAGAUAAAAAGAAUCCUUUAGGAAACUGUGGAGAUAUAAAUUUAGUACGACUGGGGCCAGAAAAGUCUAUUAAUAGUGAAGUCCUAAAAUUCAGUUUGGACAGCCAAGUUAACCACAGAAUGAAAAAGGAGUUACCUUUGCAUGUUCAGGAGAUGCAUAGAAGAAAGGAAUUUCUAGAUCGUCAACUAGACGAACUUUCCCGCAAACGUGCUCUGUGCCGAGGUGGAAGGGAAAUACAGAGACAAGAAUUAGAUGAAAAAAUUGCCAAAGUUUCAAAAGAAAGGCAGGAACUUGCUUCUAAAAUUAAAGAGGUUCAAGGGCGCCCACAAAAAACACAGAGUAUUAUCAUCUUAGAGUCCCACAUCAUCUGCUGCACAUUGAGCACCAGUGGCGGUUUAUUACUGGAGUCUGCUUUUCGUGGGCAAGGGGGUGUCGCCUUCAGUUGUGUCAUUGUUGAUGAGGCUGGCCAAUCUUGUGAAGUUGAGACACUUACUCCGCUCAUUCAUCGUUGCAACAAGCUUGUCCUCGUAGGUGAUCCAAAACAACUACCUCCCACAGUCAUUUCUGUGAAGGCACAGGACUAUGGCUAUGACCAGUCAAUGAUGGCUCGCUUUUGCAAGUUGUUGGAAGAGAAUGUAGAGCACAAUGUGAUCAGCAGGCUGCCUGUUUUACAGCUCACUGUUCAAUACAGGAUGCAUCCAGACAUAUGUCUUUUCCCUUCUAAUUAUGUAUAUAACAAAAACUUGAAAACAAACAGUUCAUAUGUUAAUAUUCAAGAAAUAAAAUUGGUGAUGGAAUUAAUUAAACUUAUUAAAGACAAAAGAAGGGAUGUUACUUUCCGAAACAUUGGCAUAAUAACCCAUUACAAGGCUCAGAAGAGGAUGAUUCAGAAGGAUUUGGACAAAGAGUUUGAUAAAAAAGGACCAGCAGAAGUAGAUACUGUGGAUGCAUUCCAGGGUCGUCAAAAGGAUUGUGUUAUUGUUACUUGUGUCAGAGCAAAUACCAUGCAAGGUUCAAUUGGAUUCCUGGCAAGUUUGCAGAGAUUGAAUGUCACCAUUACUCGAGCCAAAUACAGCCUCUUCAUCCUUGGACAUUUGAGGACUCUGAUGGAAAAUCAACAUUGGAAUCACCUGAUUCAGGAUGCUCAGAAGCGUGGUGCCAUUAUUAAGACCUGUGAGAAGAACUAUAAGCACGAUGCAAUGAAGAUUCUGAAACUGAAGCCUGUACUACAGCGAAGUCUGACUCACCCUCCUGCUAUAGCCCCAGAGACCUCCAGACCCCAGGGCGACUUACCCAGCCACAAGCUAGACAGCGGACUCACCACAACAUUUUAUUCUUCUGUGUGUCACAGCCCCACUGACUCCAAGGAAGCUGCUGUCACUUCAAAGGACCCUGAAAGACCUCCUCUUCAUGAUCUACUUCGGGACCCACGACUGCUUAAAAGAAUGGGCUCUGAAGCCAUAGGGAAAUUGUUGAGGGAUCCACAGUCUUCGAGCCCCCAGCAUUCUGGAGCAACAGCUCCUGCAGGAGAGCCAAGUGUUCCUAUAAUUUCCCAAGAUCUUGGUAAUAUGGUGCAGCAACCCACUGCUAAAAUGACCUCUCCCAGCAACCACAGCUCUCAUGUGCUUUGUGAACUUACAGCUGUUAGUACAGAUGCUGCCACAAGUAAAAGAAAAUGUGGUGACCAGGAAGGAGGAGUCAGCCAUAGAAGAGAGACCAGGUCUGAGACCAGACCUUUCAGUGAAGAGGAUCAGGAAAUGGGUAGCUCUGUGGCCUAUCACAGGAGCUCUGACUGGGACAACAGGAAGCUGGAGAAAGAGGACAACAGUUCAAAGAAAAGAAAGCUUUUAUAG